This is a messenger RNA of Penicillium paradoxum, 1551 nucleotides long. RefSeq names its product double-strand break repair enhancer MSC1 (gene ish1). Bases 1 to 1551 code for a protein of 516 amino acids. NCBI's taxonomy places the organism in Eukaryota, Fungi, Ascomycota, Eurotiomycetes, Eurotiales, Aspergillaceae. The transcript has 5 exons. The record is from RefSeq and is a predicted model, not a curated record.
AUGAAGCUGAAUUUGGCCACUGGCCUCAUCUGCUUGCUGGCUUCCACUGAAGCAGUGGCAGCCUCGAGUUGGUGGAGCAAAGCUGUAUACAAUAAAUGGCACGAAACCGAGCUCGAGCGAUGGCUUUCGGAUCAUGAUAUCCCUCAUCCUAGUCCUGCCGACCGCCGGGAUCUGGAGAACCUGGUCAAAACCAACUGGGAGAACAGAGUGCAGAAGCCUCUUGGACAAGCUACCGAGCAAGCUAACCAUGAGCUCCACCAUGCCAGAGAAUGGUUGUUUGACACUUGGUCCGACUCUCAGCUGAAGGCAUUCCUUGAUCGCCACGGCAUCCCAGCUCCCCAACCCCGCAACCACGACGUUCUGGUCAAGAGCGCGCGUGACAACUACGAGAAGAUCGCCACCAAGGUCGGCGAAACAGCUUCCUACCCUGGUGACUGGCUCUAUGAGCAGUGGUCCGACUCGGAUCUCAAGGAAUGGCUUGACGAACGUGGAUGGCCGGCUCCCCAGCCAACCAACCGGGACAAGCUUAUUGCUUCCGUUCGCCGCAACUCUCGCAUCGUCAGCUUGCAGACAAGAAACAUUGCUUCAUCUGCAUCGGCAUCAGCCGAGGCAGCUAAGGAGUCGUUGAGCGAGCAGCUUUUCAACGCGUGGUCCGACUCGAAGCUGAAGGAAUUCCUUGAUGAGCACAAUAUCAAGGUGCCUCAGGGCUCGCGACGCAAUGAACUCAUUGCUCUCGCCCGGAAGCACCGCUACAAUCUCUCCGGUCAGGUCUCCACUGCCUCUGCUAGUGCAUCUUCCGCAGCCUCGGAGGCGUUUGGCGCUGCUACCACGAAGGCUGGCAACGAAUUUGCACGCGCUACCGAUGGUGUCAAGCUGAAGUUCGAGGAGGGCUUCGAGAUCGCGUUGAAGGGCUGGUCUGACUCUCGCCUCAAGGCUUUCCUCGAUGCUCGCGGCGUCCCUGUGCCCCAGAAUGGCAAGCGUGAUGAGCUCAUUGCUAAGGUCCGCGCCAAUGCCCACAAGGCUGCCGGUGGAUGGAACCAGUACAACUUUGAUACUUGGGAUAAGGAACACUUGGUGAAAUAUCUCUCUGCCGUGAACGACAAGGUAGCUAAGCAGGUUGAUGCCUCCCGUGAGGAACUUGUCAAGAGUGCCGAAGACUCCUACGCCAAAGCUUCCAAGGCUGGUGGUGAGCAAUACGCCUCUGCGACUGCUUCCAUUGCUCAAGCCACUGGAGCGGCGAAGGAUGCGACCUUCGACCAAUGGUCUCAAUCUGAACUCAAGAGUUACCUGGACAGCUACGGUAUUCCUACCUAUCAGGGCUCGAGCAUCAAUGAGCUCCGAGCAGCAGCUCGGCGCAAUGCUCAGUACUUCAAGUACGGCACUUUCAGCCCAUCAGACACUCUCUAUGCUAAGGCCAUGGAUUAUCUGCAUUGGGCUGUGGAACAGCUGAAGAUUGGUGCUUCUGGCGGUCGCGCCAAAGGUACUGAAGCUGCCGAAAAAGCUCAGGAGAAGGCCGCAGAGGCUACCCAGAAUAUCCGAGAAGAGCUCUGA